This is a messenger RNA of Prorocentrum cordatum, 2112 nucleotides long. Lineage: Eukaryota; Dinophyceae; Prorocentrales; Prorocentraceae. The record is from the annotation of a GenBank genome assembly.
AUGGGAGGAGGCGCUAGCGGCGGCAAGGGCGUCGCGGGUCAGCCUCCGCUUCCGACUGGGCCCGUGCCGAACCUCAGCCUGGCCGAGGCGAAGCAGCUCUCAGAGCUUUCGCAGAAGGCGGGGGACCUGGUCACGUUCAAGCGCUACUCAGACCUCGUCAAGCACCUGGAGAAUGCACAGAAGCCACCGCCUGCUGUUUCUCCUCAGGCGAAGUUGCAGCAAGCCGACAGUGCCGUCAAGAAGCUGGAGAAGAAGCUCGAGGCCGACCUCGCGCGGAUGCUCAGGCUACAGAACGACCUGGAGGGAGCUACAACCAAGAUGCAUGAGACCAAGUCCGCCCUGGCCAAGGCGGACCAGGACUACAAGAAUGCCUUGGCGGAAUGCAACGAGAGCGCCAAGAUCGGGUCGCCCAGCAACGUGUCGUUGGCGCAGUUCACACCUACUCCGUUGGGCGACCUGGUCGAAGGCAAAGUCGAUAUCAAUUCUUUCUUUUCGUGUGACCUAUUGGACGAGCUCAGCUUGGAGUACGAAGUCACGGAGACCGACCGCAUGGAGUUCGAGAAGCGGAAAGAGUCUUUGCGAGACGGAGUGCAGAAGCUGGCAUCGGACCUUUUCAAGCAAGUCGUCAACGCCGCGCAGGAUGCGAAGAAUGUUCACGUGCUGCAGGCGGUGCUCAGCCUGCUGGUGCGCCAGAUGAAGGUGAAGUUCAAGGUCCACGCGCUGCAGCUCAGGGUGCUACAGCCGCUGCAGCCGCCGCCGAAGCAGAUGGUGAUCGGGACACUGGUGAGGUACCCGUUCCAUCUGACGGCGAACAGGAUGCGGAGAUGGCGGAGCCUGCUGGGCAAGAGCCAGAUGGGCGGGACGUGCGUGAGCGGGCCGCCGAGGCACUGGCAGCGUCGGUCUCGCCGCAGGCGGCUACUGCAGCUGCCGCGGCAGGCCAGCACUCUCUUUAGCCUAGGGCAGCGUGUCCUGGCCAGUAACUUUUUAGCCUUUAAGGACUAUGCCGACAGGAAAUCCGUGAUUAACUCCAAGUCGCACCUGUCGGGCAUCGCCCAGGCCCCCCCCACCCUCACCUCCCCGUUCCCUGUUGGAUCUGCCACGGGCUCAGGAUCAGGUGGUUUUGAAGUUUUUGAAGGUGGAGUUUCGGUUGCGACUGCCAAUCUCAAUUCUUGGGGCACUCUCAAGUCGUACCUGGAGUCGUCGGACGCGUCUGUCAUCCUGGGCCAGGAACAUCGCCUGUUGGAUCCUGACGCCAUUGCGCAAGCCUCUUCGUCUGCUUUGAAGCUCGGCUGGAAGUCGACGUGGUGCCCAGGCAUCCCUGGUGAAGGUGGAGGGGUCAGCUCGGGCACUGCUAUUUUUGCGCGGGACGGCUUCGGCAUGUUCGCUGCGUCUACCACAGUGGUGGUGCCUGGCAGAGCAGUCGCAGCCAUGGUCCAUGCACCUGGUUGCGAAGCUAUCUGUAUGGUCUCUAUUUACCUUAUUCACUCUGAAGGUCUCUCGGAGGGCAACCUCAAAAUCCUGUCAACGGUGGGGGAAUUCUUGGCGAGUCUGACUUGUGAGUUUGUUUUGGGGGGCGACUGGAACUUGACCCCUGACACCCUGGAGGAUUCGGAGUUCGACCUCCUGCUCUCGAGCCAGAUCGUCUUUCCCUCCAGUCGAACGUGUUUUCCCAGCAAGGGCAAGGCGUCCGUUUUUGAUUUCUUCCUGGUCUCGCGGGCUCUGGCCAAAGGAACCAAGUCGAUCCAGGAAGGCGACUGGUCUGGGGCCUUGGAAGUUGCUCGGAGAGGGUACGAAGCGGUUUUGAAUGACGAUUUUUCUUUGGCUGUCAGUACUUUGGACGCAGGUUAUUCCUCUUGGGCUAGGUCUGCGGAGAGGGACCUCGCCAACAUCAUGGGCGUGGAGCUUGGAGUGCAGGGAGCCAGAAGCAAGAGUCCGCAGAUGUACUGGAAGCCAGUUCUCAGGCCUGCAGGGCGGGCACGAGACGCUCACGGUAAGCCGAUUUACUGGCUGCGCGCCCAGCUGCACGCGCUGGUCUGCUACUGUCAGGACUGGACCGUCAACGCUUGCAAUGCUUCUGGCAUCCUCAAGUCUCUUGCAGAUCCAGAUGCGGCG